Molecule: messenger RNA, 1112 nt
Organism: Pseudopodoces humilis (Tibetan ground-tit)
Lineage: Eukaryota; Metazoa; Chordata; Aves; Passeriformes; Paridae
Gene: GFER
Product: growth factor, augmenter of liver regeneration
Biological process (GO): liver development
Cellular component (GO): mitochondrion
Molecular function (GO): flavin adenine dinucleotide binding; flavin-dependent sulfhydryl oxidase activity
Source: RefSeq, a predicted model, not a curated record
CCAACAUGGCGGCGCCCAGCGAGGGCCGUGCGGGCCGGGGCUCCUCGGCCUUCCCGGGCACCGACAGCGGCUCCUUCCCCUUCCCCGUCCCGCACGGCGCGGCGGGGGAGCCACCCAAGAAGCCAUGCCGAGCCUGCACGGAUUUCAAGAGCUGGCUCCGCGAGCAGAGGAAGCAGGCGGCCCCGGGCAGCGCGGACGUGGCGGUCGCGGAGGAGAAGGAGCCCCCUCCGGACUGUCCCCUGGACAGCGAGCAGCUGGGCCGCAGCACCUGGGCCUUCCUGCACACCAUGGCCGCCUACUACCCUGAGCGGCCCUCCGGGGCACAGCAGAAGGAAAUGAGGGACUUCAUCAACCUCUUCUCCAAGUUCUACCCCUGCGAGCACUGCGCAGAGGACCUGAGGGAGAGAUUACGGACAAACCAACCCGAUACGAGCACCAGGAGUAACUUCUCCCAGUGGCUGUGUCUCCUCCACAACGAAGUGAACAGGAAGCUGGGGAAGUCGGAAUUUGACUGCUCCCGUGUGGAUGAGCGCUGGAGGGAUGGCUGGAAGGAUGGGAGCUGUGAUUAACCCGCAGGGAUUGCUCUGGGAAUCCAGCAGAGCAGUUCAGUCCAUGUGGAGUUGCUGCAGGGACAGUGGGAGACAGUAACUCUGUUUGUGUGGGACUGAUUCAGAGCUGAACCAAUGCCAAAGGGAGAAUUGAAAAUCCUAUCCCAAUGAUAUUUUGAUAAGUGGUAGCAGUAAUGGUACCUGAGGGGUUGAGGCUGCCAGAAACCUCUGAGAUUGGGUCACUGACAAACUCAUUUCAUUAUGACAUUUCCUGAUUUUGGGGGCAUUUGCUUAUUUUUGUGGCUAGAAUUGAUUUUCCCUGAACACAGUGGUGUUCUCCACAGGUAUUGCCUGAUGUUUUAGAAAAUGCAUCUGAUUAAUUGUCAUUUUAAUUUCUGAUAGAGAAAACUCAUGCUGGGUUUUGUGCCGGGUCUGUAACCCUGGAUUUCUCUUUCCAGGAUCUCCAAGAUUUGUUGUUACUCUUGAAUCCAGUUCCUUUGAUAAAAAUCCUGAGGGCAGGUACAUUUAAUUUAAACACUAAAAUCAUGGAGCCCAGAUUUCUCA